GCUGUGAAGAUCAUGCAAACCAUAUGGAACCAUAAUAAUCUUACUCCACUAAGAAUCGCUUUGCUCGGUGGUCUAACUCUGGAGUUGCGUUCUCGGGCCAACACCCGCGUGAGCCGAAGAAAAAUUAUAAUAAGUGUCGCCAAUCGUAGAUAUGACGUGACAAUCUCCUUCACCCCACCUUUGCGUAAGUUGGCGAAGCGAAUCGAAAAUCACUACCCUGGAAAUAGGCAUGGAAAAGCUUUUGGGAUACUAAAUACUGAAAAAGCCGACAAAAGUUUCAACAGUUUGGAGAAGAGGAAAGAAAAGCACAAAACGGUAGUGAAAUUAGAGAUAGUGGAUAUUUUGGAUCAUUUAAACCUUAGACUAUAAGUCAUUAUACUUAGGGAAUUACGGUGUUGUGCAGAAUUACUUUGUCGAUUGAUUUCGAUUGACUACAGCGUUUUGUUCCAUUUUGUGGAAUUGUUUGAAUCGCUUAGGGGAAGGAUUCCAAAGAAUACAAAUAUAAUGGAACUCUCCAAAAAAACUUGGGGAUACAUGCAUCACAACUGUGUAAUUCAGCUGUGUGAUUGCAAUCAGCUCUGUUUUAAAGAACUGAUCACUGCGGCGCCGAUCUUCACGGCGUUCAAAUCCCAUCCAGACCGCCACCCAGCACGUUGGACUUUCCAGCUACGGGUAAAAUCAAGUCACAGAAAACCAGAAAUGGCAGGCAGAGAACUCACGAGGUUGUAGCACCAAAGAUCAAGAAGUCGUAAGGCCAGGCCAUUUCUGAAGAAUAAAAAAAUAUAUUGAUAGCUAAAUCAUCAGUCCUGUAUCUAAUAUUUUAGUUCAUGUUAACUGAGACAAAAUCUACAGAAAAUUCCCCAUGUCGAAUCUCCUACACCAAGGUCCUUUCACACUAAGAAUAGUUGACGGGGUAACACUUUCUUUGCGGUGAGCGUAGUACCCUGGCAUGAUUGCACAAGAAAUUAUUAGC
Anopheles stephensi (Asian malaria mosquito) is the source of this 973-nucleotide messenger RNA. RefSeq lists its product as uncharacterized. NCBI's taxonomy places the organism in Eukaryota, Metazoa, Arthropoda, Insecta, Diptera, Culicidae. The coding region runs from base 13 to 369 and encodes 118 amino acids. The transcript is spliced from 2 exons. The record is from RefSeq and is a predicted model, not a curated record.